AUGCCAGUUACUAAAAAGCCAAGAGCGGCUCUUGAUGCUGUCGAGUCUCGGUCUGAAGGAUCUGUGUCUUCUGACGAGUCCGACUACCUCGACAAUGCAGCAGCCCGCAAGCGACGUCGAACCGAAGACGAUGCCUCGAGCGACGACAGUGAAGACGGAGGAGUCCAGGUGGAUAGCGACGAAGAUGAGACAGACGAGCCCAAACAAAGUAUGAAGCCUAUUCUCGCUUCUUUUGCAGCACCAUCACGUAUCAAGAAGAAGGGCGCGGCCUCUGCGCCGACAGCCAAACCAGCUGUCGUGGACGCUGUUCCCGACGCUGUUGCCCAAACGCAAGUCCUAGCGCCCACCGAUCCCAACACCACAUUCUCAGCCCUCAAGGUCCGGCCCUGGCUGGUUCAGUCACUCGCAAACAUGGCGAUCAAGCGACCGACUGGCAUUCAGAAAGGCUGUAUCCCCGAGAUUCUCAACGGAAGGGACUGCAUCGGUGGCAGCCGUACAGGUUCCGGUAAAACCGUCGCGUUUGCCGUGCCGAUCCUGCAAAAAUGGGCCGAGGAUCCCUCCGCGAUCUUUGGUGUCGUCUUGACACCCACACGCGAGCUGGCACUCCAGAUCUACGAGCAGUUCCGCGCCAUUGCGGCGCCGCAGAGCCUCAAGGUCGUCCUCAUCACCGGCGGCUCCGACAUGCGGCCGCAGGCCAUUGCGCUGAAGCAGCGGCCGCACAUCAUCAUUGCCACGCCAGGACGGCUGGCGGACCACAUCCGCACGUCUGGCGAGGACACCAUCUGCGGCCUGCGCCGAGUGCGCUACAUUGUGCUCGACGAGGCGGACCGGCUGCUGCACGCCGCCGGCACUGGCAGCAUGCUGCCCGACGUGGAGGAGUGCCUGUCAGUGCUGCCGCCGCCGACGGAGCGCCAGACGCUCCUCUUCACCGCGACCAUGACGCCCGAGGUGCGCGCGCUCGAGAAGAUGCCGCUCAAGCCGGGCAAGAAGCCCGUCUUCGUGUGCGAGGUCGACACGCAGAUGCUCGCCAUCCCCGCGACGCUGAGCCAGAAGCACGUCCAGAUUCCCGUCACGCACAAGGAGCACUACCUUCACGUCCUCCUCCUCACCGAGGCCAACGUGGACAAGACGGUCAUCAUCUUCUGCAACCGCACGUCCACGGCCGAUUUCCUGCACCACAUGCUGCGCCUGCUCGACCACCGGGUGACGUCGCUGCACUCGAAGCUGCCGCAGCGGCAGCGCAUCGACAACCUGGCGCGGUUCCGCGCGUCGGCCGCGCGCAUCCUCAUCGCGACCGACGUCGCAGCGCGCGGCCUCGACAUUCCCGAGGUCAGCCUCGUGGUCAACUACGACAUACCGCGGGACCCGGACGACUACAUCCACCGCGUCGGCCGCACGGCGCGCGCAGGCCGCUCCGGCGAGGCGGUUACGCUCGUCGGCCAGCGCGACGUCGAGCUCGUGCUGGCCAUUGAGAGGCGCGUGGGCCGCGACAUGGAGGCGUGGGCCGAAGAAGGCGUCAACCUGGAGACGAGGGUCAUUCGCGACGCGCUCAAGACGGUCAGCGAGAAGAAGCGCGAGGCGCUGCUCGAGGUGGAGGAGAAUAAGGAGGUGGGCGGCAAGAGGAAGAGAACGAAGCAGAAGCUGCACGCGGCGUAG
Molecule: messenger RNA, 1656 nt
Organism: Akanthomyces muscarius
Lineage: Eukaryota; Fungi; Ascomycota; Sordariomycetes; Hypocreales; Cordycipitaceae
Exons: 1
Coding region: 1-1656 (551 amino acids)
Molecular function (GO): RNA helicase activity; nucleic acid binding; ATP binding
Source: RefSeq, a predicted model, not a curated record